GACCGUGGAGUUCACUAGAUUUCUGUCUGAAGAACAUCUGGGCUAAGGUGAGAGUAAACAAAGAAGCUGGACGUAGUUAAACAUUUACGAACAUUCUGCGAAGAGGAUCCAGUUAGGUAACAGCAUAAAGUCAGUACAGAUGUGUGAGGGACGAAGGAGACUGACCAAGGUUUGAUAAACUGCUUCUACAUUCUCAGUCAUGAUGGAGUUGAGGACGCUCCUCUGCUGCUUCGCUCUCCUUUUCAUUGGUGCCAGUGUUGCUGACAUUGAGACCUUACAUGACAUCAAGGAUCUGAAAGGCAUUGAAUUUGGACAUGAGUACCCUCGCCAUGGUCUUCUGCUGCUGCACUGGUUGGCCAGCCAUGUCACGAUUGAUCAAGCAGAAGCCUUGCUGCUUCAUUUUGAUCCUCUGCGGCAGGACUACGGCUUCCAGCACUAUGAAAAUCCCCUAUGUACCGAGGAAUUUGGUCUUCCACACUUGAAUGACCCACUGGACAGGGAGUACUACUCUUUGGGCAGCCUCAGUUCGGAGGCAGUCCGAACCCAGCUGCCUCCAUACGUGACCCAAGACUACUACAAUUCCCUUGAUAAUCCCAACAGAGACCUUGACCUGAUUAUUCUUAGAGUACAAAAGACCAGACCAAUGAUAGCAGACAAAGUGUACGUUACGAGCAUACAAGGAUGCGAUUACAACCAAAAUAAAACCCAUGAGAUCAGUUCUAAGCUCUUAAGGCAAGUGCAAGCCUUGAAAAAGCCAGUAAACAUAUUACUAACUCUUCUAUCAGACAGUUGGGUCCCUAAUAUAACACAGUCAGAUGAUCCUAGACUCGCACUCACCAAAGGUGAAAUCGUGACCCACCUGCAAAACAUCGAAAAACACCUCAAGAGCAUUUUUGAGCAACAAGAUGUGAGGUGGCUUCUGAGUCUGGCAGGAUAUGACCUAGAGGCCAGAUUUUACAUCCAUAAGCAAACAUGGCUCUGCUCAACAGACGAGCCAGCCCAAUAUGAGGAAUCCAAUCCUAAGACGGCUUGCGAAGGCCACAUCCCAGUGAAGAUAGAGGUGAAGUCAACACCAGAUGGCUACGCCAGGCUCAUGUGGAGUGGGAUUCCCAACAACAUCAUAGAACAGGGUCCAACUAUUGUCCUUUUCAGCAGUGACACCUCCAGCAUGCUUGAGACUUUCGAAUCUCUUAAAGGGCAAACAUCCGGAUCUGCAGACACUUUUGUGGCACUGAAACAUGGACUUCAUCCACGUCUUGUUACGUACAAGUUCGGAAGUGAACACGGUUUCUUUGGGCUUCGUUACACUGUCUACUGGAGAGGGCCACAGUUUGACGCCACAAACAGGGUCAUUCCUACUGAAAUUAAUGGCUACAAUGCAAGUCUACAACUCUACACCAAAGACGGCUACGCCUGCGCUCGCCUCUACAUCAAGAACUCCUUCACCGAUUGGAAACAGGAGUUCUACAACUCAUGGGUGGGAUUCUAUGCAAGUGAACGAGAUCUUGACCAUAAAUAUCAGCACUAUCAGUGGGUCUCCAACUUUGAGAAGGUUGAAGAAGACGACGACACUAAAGAGUAUCUCAUCUAUCAGUAUCAGUCGAAUAUGAGUAUUGGUCCUGGAGUCCAAGCUCGCUUCCUAUUUUCUAAAGAGGCUGUCCGCACUUUCGUUCUUCUCAGGUGGUACACCCCAACUGUGAAAGCCCGCACUGUUCCCUGGGAGAAAGUAAAAACUUAACUUUAUGGGGAGCAAAUGAAGGAAAAUGCCUCAAGGAAACCAUAAUGCAUUGAAACGUCAAUGUUUUUAGAUGUUCCAUUCAUUUAGUGAAGCAUUUUUCUUAUAUAAACCUUAAAUAUCAUUGAUUUGUUGUUUUAUUGCAUAGAAACGUGUUCUGCCAAGUGUAUGAGCUCAUGCUUAUAUAGUUACGCACAUAUUGUACUAAUUUACUCCAUGCUUAAAAGGUUGGUUGUUUCAUGUAGACCUAAUUGUUACCCAAAUAAACAUGUCAUGAAUAAAUGAUAAAUAAAACAUAGUCUGCAUUGAAA
Messenger RNA from Pygocentrus nattereri (red-bellied piranha), 2046 nucleotides. RefSeq lists its product as uncharacterized. The coding region runs from base 200 to 1738 and encodes 512 amino acids. The record is from RefSeq and is a predicted model, not a curated record. Lineage: Eukaryota; Metazoa; Chordata; Actinopteri; Characiformes; Serrasalmidae. The transcript is spliced from 2 exons.